Otolemur garnettii (small-eared galago) is the source of this 1657-nucleotide messenger RNA. It is a transcript of the gene MUTYH, whose product is annotated as mutY DNA glycosylase. NCBI's taxonomy places the organism in Eukaryota, Metazoa, Chordata, Mammalia, Primates, Galagidae. Bases 27 to 1595 code for a protein of 522 amino acids. The transcript has 16 exons. Gene Ontology annotation, molecular function: 8-oxo-7,8-dihydroguanine DNA N-glycosylase activity; purine-specific mismatch base pair DNA N-glycosylase activity; oxidized purine DNA binding. The record is from RefSeq and is a predicted model, not a curated record. Gene Ontology annotation, biological process: mismatch repair; base-excision repair. Gene Ontology annotation, cellular component: nucleus.
CCGGAGCUGGAGGCAAUUCGGAGGCCAUGAAGAAGCCACGAGCAGCUGUGGGAAGUGGUCAUAGGAAGCAGGCAGCCAGCCAGAAGGAAAGGGAGAAACGUGUCCUCAGCAGCAAGCAGGCCAAGCCUUCUGCCCCUGAUGGUCUGGCCAGGCAGCCAGAAGAAGUGGAAAUGCAGGUCUCUAUCUCCCCAUACCAUCUAUUCAGAGACACAGCUGAAGUCACAGCCUUCCGGGGAAACCUGCUGAGCUGGUAUGACCAAGAGAAGCGGGACCUACCCUGGAGAAGAUGGGUGGAGCAUGAAGUGGACCUAGACAAGCGUGCGUAUGCUGUGUGGGUCUCAGAGGUCAUGUUGCAGCAGACCCAGGUUGCCACGGUGAUCAACUACUAUACCCGAUGGAUGCAGAAGUGGCCUACACUGCAGGACCUGGCCAGUGCCUCCCUGGAGGAGGUAAACGAGCUCUGGGCUGGCCUGGGCUACUAUUCUCGAGGCCGGCGACUGCAGGAGGGGGCUCGGAAGAUAGUAGAGGAGCUAGGGGGUCACAUGCCACGUACAGCAGAGGCUCUGAAGCAGCUCCUGCCUGGUGUGGGGCGGUACACAGCUGGGGCCAUUGCUUCCAUUGCCUUUGGCCAGGCAGCUGGUGUGGUGGACGGGAAUGUAGUACGGGUGCUAUGUCGUGUUCGAGCCAUUGGUGCUGAUCCCAGCAGCACUGUUGUCUCCCAGCAGCUCUGGAGUUUAGCCCAGCAGCUGGUAGACCCAGCCCGGCCAGGGGACUUCAACCAAGCAGCCAUGGAGCUGGGAGCCACAGUGUGUACUCCACAGCACCCACAUUGCAGCCAGUGCCCUGUGCAGGGCCUAUGCCGGGCACACCAGAAAGUAGAGCAGGAACAUCUCUCAACCUCACAACACCUGCUGGGCAGUCCUAACAUAGAGGAGUGUGCUCCCAAUACUGAGCAGUGCCAGCUGUGUCCGCCUCUCACAAAGCCUUGGGACCCUACCCUGGGGGUGACCAACUUUCCCCGAAAGGCUAGCCGCAAGCCUCCCAGGGAGGAGUGCUCUGCUACCUGCAUUCUGGAGCAACCCAAGGCCCUUGGGGGUGCCCGAAUUCUUCUGGUACAGCGGCCCAAGUCAGGUCUGCUGGCAGGACUGUGGGAGUUCCCAUCUGUGACCUUGGAGCCCUCAGAGAAGCAUCAGCACAAGGCCCUGCUGCAGGAACUGCAGAAUUGGGCCGGGCCCCUCCCAGAGGGCUGCCUUCAGCACUUCGGGGAGGUGGUCCACAUCUUCUCUCACAUCAAGCUGACAUACCAAGUAUAUGGUCUGGCCAUGGAGGGGCAAAUCCCAGUGACCAGCACACCACCUGGCUCUCGCUGGGUAACACGGGAAGAAUUUCGCACUGCAGCUGUCUCCACGGCCAUGAAAAAGGUGUUUCGUGUGUAUGAGGGACAACAGCCAGGGACCUGCAAGGGUUCCAAAAGGUCCCAGGUAACCACUCCAUCCAGCUGGAAAAAGACCAGCCGGGGCCAGCAAGUCCUAGAUAGCUUCUUUCGGCCCCAUAUCUCCACUAACGUGCCCAUCCCCAACACUGCAGCUGAGUGACGCCUCUGGAAGACUCCACCCCCUGAAAAUCUUACUAUUAAUAAAGUACUUAUUUUUAUAGU